Messenger RNA from Ascochyta rabiei, 1707 nucleotides. Its product is annotated as Rhamnogalacturonan endolyase. Lineage: Eukaryota; Fungi; Ascomycota; Dothideomycetes; Pleosporales; Didymellaceae. The transcript is spliced from 3 exons. Bases 1 to 1707 code for a protein of 568 amino acids. The record is from RefSeq and is a predicted model, not a curated record. Gene Ontology annotation, molecular function: carbohydrate binding; catalytic activity. Gene Ontology annotation, biological process: carbohydrate metabolic process.
AUGGGUGGAUUCAAGCUUCUCAGCCUCGCUGCCUUCGCAGGCUCAACUCUAGGCGCACCACUCGAAGAACGUGCGAAGCAACCCAAGAGCUUCUUCAAGGAGGUCGGCAACUCGACCUGGGUAAUCGGCAACGAUGUCUGGAAUGUCACACAAAACCUACAGUAUGCCAACAAGCUCUGGUACAAGGGGAAAGACAGAGUUGGACAGGCCGUGGGUCAUUAUGUGAGCUACAACGGCGCUGCUUCUGACCUCAAGUGGACAUCUGCUUUAGUCGUCGACACAGGCAGCGACUGGAUCAACAUCAAGUUUACGGCCAUCGAAGGGGACAUGCAUUGGGUAAUCUACGACGGCCUUCACGGAUCGUACCAAUACUUCGUCAACCGCGCUCUCCCUACGCUGGGCGAGUUCAGAACCCUCUGGCGUCUCGACAACGUCUCCUUCCCUAAUGCCCGAACAAACGUUAGGGACGGUCCCCUGCCAGCCCUUGCUGAGUACACCAUCUCGACAAACGUACAAGACGAGACCUGGCAGAAGCCUGACGGUACCUUCUUGACAAAGUAUGACUGGAGCAGUAACGUCCGAGACAACGAUUUCCACGGUGUCUAUGGCGAUGAAGUAGGAAGCUGGUACCUGAACCCUGGCAAGGACUAUUUCAAUGGCGACCAUCUGAAACAAGAACUCUUUGUCCAUCGCGAAUCUAAGACUGGCGAUGCAGUCCAACUGAACAUGAUUCAUGGUACACACUACCAGGCCGUUUCGCGCGAUGUCUUCGUCGACGGCAAAGUCUGGGGCCCUUGGCUCUGGUACCUAAACGAUGGCUCCAAAGACGACGCCGCGGCCCGCGCCGCUAAGGAGGAGUCAGCAUGGCCCUACAAGUGGUACAACGACAAAGCCUACCAGUCACGUGGUAAGAUACAAGGUCGCCUUCUUUUGAGCGACGGCCGCCCAGCCGCCGGCGCAGCCGUCUUCCUUGGCGACAACAACAAUUCAACCAUCUCCACGCUCGAUCAGGGCAAGGACUUCUACUACACCUCCUACGCCGAUGUGGACGGUAAAUUCUCUUUCAAAGAUGUCCGCACUGGUUCGUACGCGCUGCAAGCCUGGGGCAACGGUGGGGCGAUCGGCGAUGUGACCACCAACUUCACACAAAACGACGUAGUAAUCCGCAAGGGCGAUACCACAAAUCUGAAGGACUUGAAGUGGAAAGUCACAGACAAGAGCAAGCGCAUUUUCCAAAUCGGCGAUUUCGACCGCAAGUCCGACGGUUUCGCGCUCGCAGAUGCCAACAAGCCAUUCGAGCACGGCCGCAUUUCAAAGGCACCUGGCAACCUCACCUACACCGUCGGCACCAGCACCGCAAAGGAUUGGUACUUUGGGCAAUCUGCGCUUGGCACAUGGUCUGUGAACUUCCCCGUUAAGAGUGCCGCGGCAUCCAAGUUGACCGUGUCUCUUGCCGGCUUCUCGCAAGGCUCAAGCUGUGACAUUUUGCUCAACAAUGUGAAGAUUGGAAACAUCACUAGCGCGAGUCUGCUCAACAGCCAGGACACAUACCGCGGUGCAACGAGGAAUGGAGAGUGGAGACUGUUGGAAUUCCCGGUUAGCGCCGAGACGUUCAAGAACGGGACGAACAAGCUGGACAUCAAGGUCACAAGGACCUCACAGUGGAGAGGCUGGCUGUGGGACAGCUUGGUGCUGGAUCAGGUCUAA